AGGGCCGGUGGAAUUGGGUCCACAUCUUGGGCCCGGAUGCUCUGGCCCACAGGUAUCUUCUGGAGCAGCAUGUGUUGGAUCGUCGCAUGGAACGAUUACACACUGGUCAGUGCACUGAGAAGUGAUUUCGGGGACAGGGCAAGCAUCAUUGCAUUGCGUGGCGCAGGCGGUGAUACAUUGAGCACACGGUUGAUAAGCUGGAAAAGGGGCGAAGCCGCGUUGCAGAAUUUGGGCCUGCUGAAGCGCGCAGUGGUCCUGAGCGAUAUUCUGGGUGUCUGUGUCCAUUGGAGUGUGUUCGCUGCUUGUUCUGAGAUCUGAAAAAAGCUGGAACGAGGACAGGAAGGGCGAGGGUGGAGAAAGCAAGAAAAAGAAAGGUUUUCUGACUUUGGAUGGGUUCCGUCGAGGGAGAAAGGGAACACGCGGCGAGAUUGGUGCUGGAAUCUUGAUUUCCCUCAUUACGAAGUUUCCUCUCUCUCGACUGUGGUGGUCCUCCAUGUAAUUAUGUCAGCAAAUGAGAGCUGUCCAAAUGGCAGCGUCGGCGAUACCGGCGUUACUCGCUUGCACAGGCCCGAGUCAGGUGACCGUGACUGGCACUCCUCGGCUGAGCAUCGUUAGGACAUAUCUCGUCGACAAAAGCCU
Molecule: messenger RNA, 639 nt
Organism: Serpula lacrymans var. lacrymans S7.9
Lineage: Eukaryota; Fungi; Basidiomycota; Agaricomycetes; Boletales; Serpulaceae
Exons: 1
Coding region: 37-318 (93 amino acids)
Source: RefSeq, a predicted model, not a curated record